Merops nubicus (carmine bee-eater) is the source of this 804-nucleotide messenger RNA. It is a transcript of the gene RNASEH1, whose product is annotated as ribonuclease H1. The annotation marks the transcript as partial. The record is from RefSeq and is a predicted model, not a curated record. Gene Ontology annotation, biological process: DNA replication, removal of RNA primer. NCBI's taxonomy places the organism in Eukaryota, Metazoa, Chordata, Aves, Coraciiformes, Meropidae. Gene Ontology annotation, molecular function: nucleic acid binding; RNA-DNA hybrid ribonuclease activity; magnesium ion binding. The transcript is spliced from 6 exons.
GGGCACACGGCUCUCUAGCUGUAACAGAGGAAAGUGGUAGCCAGAGAGAGGAACCAGAAAUAAACAUCUUGUGUUGCAACACGUGCAAAAGGCCGUACGAGGAGUCCGCAGCGGAGGGGUGCGUCGCGAAGCGUGUGAAACACGAUGAGGUGUGCUCGGCACCGGCAGUCGGCGGGGAUAAAUUUUCAUACAUGGGUGACUUUGCAGUUGUUUAUACAGAUGGUUGUUGCUCAGGUAAUGGACGAAACAGGGCACGUGCAGGAAUAGGUGUCUACUGGGGACCAGGCCACCCUUUAAAUACUAGUGAAAGACUUCCUGGACGGCAGACUAAUCAAAGAGCAGAAAUACAUGCAGCCUGCAAAGCAAUCGAGCAAGCAAAGAGUCAAAACAUCAAGAAACUAAUUAUCUACACUGAUAGCAAGUUCACUAUUAAUGGUAUUACCAGUUGGGUUGACAACUGGAAAACAAAUGGCUGGAGAACAAGUUCAGGAGGAAGUGUAAUUAAUAAAGAAGAUUUUGAAAGACUUGAUAAUCUAUCAAAAGACAUAGAAAUCCAGUGGAUGCACAUUCCUGGUCACGCUGGCUUCCAAGGAAAUGAAGAAGCUGACAGACUAGCAAGAGAAGGAGCUAGUAAAUAGCAGUCCUGAAGUACUGGGACUAGAGACUGUUGGAUUGGGAGGAAAAGGACUAACAUCACAGUGACAGCUUGAACUGGUGUAAUUGUUUCAGAGUAGAACUUUGAACUGUACUGCUUUCUGGCCUGAAGUGUAAAAUAUAUACCAACUGCUGGGGAGAGAAACCCCA